AUGACAUAUCCCAACACCAGCACACCCACAGCCAACAUCAGCGGGGCUCUGGAUGACUACGGCUGGGACGGAAACCUCUACCGGCCCUUAACGGUGUUCAGCGUGCUCACUCUUACGUUACUGGCCAUGCUGGUGGUGGCUACCUUUGUCUGGAACUUGCUGGUGUUAGUAACCAUUUUGAGGGUGAGGACAUUCCACCGGGUCCCCCACAACCUUGUGGCCUCCAUGGCCAUCUCUGAUGUGAUGGUAGCCGCCCUGGUGAUGCCGCUCAGCCUGGUCCACGAGCUGAAUGGCAGGAAGUGGAAGCUGGGGCGUGUGCUGUGCCAGGUGUGGAUCUCUUUUGACGUCCUCUGCUGCACGGCCAGCAUCUGGAACGUGACGGCCAUAGCGCUGGACCGCUAUUGGUCCAUCACCAGGCAUCUCGAGUACACACUCAAAACCCGCAAGAAGAUCUCCAAUGUGAUGAUCGUCCUCACCUGGCUGCUGUCCUCCAUCAUCUCCCUGUCGCCGCUCUUUGGCUGGGGUGAGACUUACUCAGAGGGGAUGAAGUGCCAGGUGAGCCAGGAGCCCUCUUACACAAUCUUCUCUACCUUCGGAGCCUUUUACCUACCUCUGUGCGUGGUGCUCUUUGUCUACUGGAAGAUCUACAAGGCCGCCAAAUUUCGAAUCGGCUCUCGCAAGACCAACACAAUAACGCCCAUGGCUGAGGUGAUUGAGGUGAAAGAGGCAUCCCAUCAGCCUCAGAUGGCGUUUACCGUGCGCCAUGCCACGGUGACCUUCCAGACGGACGGAGACACGUGGCGCGAGCAGAAGGAGAAAAAGGCAGCGCUCAUGGUGGGCAUCUUGAUCGGUGUCUUCGUCCUCUGCUGGAUCCCCUUCUUCAUCACCGAGCUCAUCCUCCCGCUGUGUUCCUGCGACAUCCCGCCCAUCUGGAAGAGCAUCUUCCUGUGGCUGGGCUACUCCAACUCCUUUUUCAACCCGCUCAUAUACACGGCCUUCAACAAGAACUAUAACAAUGCCCUGAGGAACCUCUUUUCCCGACAACGAUGA
Messenger RNA from Lampris incognitus (smalleye Pacific opah), 1050 nucleotides. It is a transcript of the gene htr5ab, whose product is annotated as 5-hydroxytryptamine (serotonin) receptor 5A, genome duplicate b. Gene Ontology annotation, cellular component: plasma membrane. Gene Ontology annotation, molecular function: G protein-coupled serotonin receptor activity. Lineage: Eukaryota; Metazoa; Chordata; Actinopteri; Lampriformes; Lampridae. The coding region runs from base 1 to 1050 and encodes 349 amino acids. Gene Ontology annotation, biological process: adenylate cyclase-activating adrenergic receptor signaling pathway. The record is from RefSeq and is a predicted model, not a curated record. The transcript has 2 exons.